ACUGUAAGUGGGAAUAUGGUAUUUGUUCCCUAUUUAUGGAUUUGGUGUCAGCCUUCUUCCUGGCUUGGGGUGUUAAUGGACCUGCAUGGAAAGAAAAGGAGCAGGAGGGAUCACUGCAGACACCGUAGUUAAAAUUGAGAUUGUGAAGAAGUUUUUAAUAAGGACAAAUAGAAUUUUAAUUUUUAUUCUCAAAGUUUUGACCCUUUGAAUGCUUCAAGCGCACUGGAAAUCAGUCAUUCAAUUCCUGUACUGAAGAGUAGGGAUGAAAAUCCCAUUUUACCCUGUAGUUCUUUCUAGGAGCUUUAAACUGAUGCCAUCUUAACCUGAGGAGAGCUUUAACUGUUAGCCUGAGAGGAAGAUCUCAAAUAAGGUCUUGAAAAGCUUUAGCAGAGGAAAUCUCUGCUUUAUGAGACAGUUUAGAAAAGGGAGUCAGAGCAGUGGAAAUGUUGAAGGCUCUUACCCUGCUGGUGGACUGGAAUCCAGUCUGUCUCACAAUGAAAACGUGUUUACGCAAACAGUGUGUCAAUAAAAGACUAAGCACCAUCACGGGAACUCUCCCAGCCUGGUAGUUAAGUUGUUCUGGGAAGGGCUGAGGGCGGAUUCAUACGUAUUUAGGCAGAGGGAAUUGGAUUGUGCUCUCCAGCUUUCUGGGUGAGUAAACAAACUCCUAAGCUACUCUAUAAAAGACAUAAUGUCACCAGUUUGGUGACUAGUUCCUCAGUGUGGUUUUUUCCAGCUGAGACUGGCAAGUUUGACCCUGUUUCAGUGUUUCUGGAAUGGCUGCAAUUUGCUUAUUUUGGUAAACUUUUUACAAAAAAAAAAAAAAAAAAAAAAAAAAACAAAACCUCUUUCCUGCUACAGAACAAGAAUGAUUUUUUUUUUCUUCCCUGUAGUUAUUAAAACAAAUCCAGCAAAGAAAAGUGAGAAAAUUGAUUAUCCAGUUUUUCUGGAUUGGAAACAGGUUUUUUUCUCAUAGGUGUUUGUUGUUACCAAUGAAAGAGUGAAUAUUCUGUAAGAUAGGAAAAAUCCUUUAUCAUCCUGGGCAAGUUUGGUUCAUUGCCAUAUCUCAUUUAUCAUCUUACUCCAAACUUUUCCAAAGUCCACAGUAUCUUCUUUAUUGUAUACACAUUGUCAUAAAAAAACCCAAACAAACCUAAACCUACUUACAAUCCUAUUUUCCUCAUUCCUGAAACCUCCUAACCUGGUUGACUCGUUGGAGUGCAUUUCAUGCAUUCUUAGCAGAUAGGCUGAAGGAAACGCCUCGUUCAGUGCAGCUGGAGGCUAGAAAGUGUGGGGAGUUCAUGAACGUGCCUUGUCUUCUGCUGCAGUCGCUGCAGUGCACACAGAGCUGGCCAGGCCCAGAAAGGAUCCCAACCUGCUGGACACAACAUGAGUGUCCCACAUCUGGAAAAUCUGACUGACAGUGAGAUAAGGUGAAGCAACUAAUUAUUCUUAGAAGUCUUUUUGUUUUGGAGAUCUGUGCUGGCAGUGAUUAAGGGACUGUUGGUCAUUGAAAAUGGAAGAAACAAGGAAGCUUUCCCCGAAGCUGAGUAAAAUCAAAGAGCCUGUGAAAACAGAAUGGGGAUCUCAGAGUGUGGUGUUCACCUAUUUCCAAGGGGACAUUAACAGCAUGGUAGAUGAACAUUUUUCUAGAGCUCUCAGCAAUGUCAAGAACCCCCAAGACCUGAGCACAAAGCACAAGGGUGAGACUGUUGUCCUGAAAACCGACAGCAUGUCUCCCCAUCAGUGGAAUUUUUCUUCGCAUUGCUACAAACCAUAUCCAUCAUCUUCUUCAACAAGCAUGGCAGCUUCUACUCUGAAUUUUUCUACUGCUGGUAUGGUAGGCCAGUGCCAGCCAUCGUCUCUGCGGAGUCGUCCAGCUCAACCUGCAGAUUUAUGGCCCUUCCCUCCAACUGGGACUCCCAGUGCCACCGGUUCAGUGUAUCCUCACACCCUCCCUGACCUGCAUGCAGCCGAUGAGCUGGUCUCUGACAGGAAAUACAGUUCUCUUCUUGGCCUUCUGCAACAGGAAAGGUGCUUAACAUCCAUGCAAGAAUGCACCAUGAAGCAACACUCAAGUUCUGCUUGUAUGACUGGACCUGCAAGGUUACAAAAUAUGAGUCAAAGUUCAGCUCCUGGGGGAGAGAGGAAAGCAAGCUCUUACCAAGGCUCAGAAAAUCCCAGUGUAAGCCAUGCCACUGAAGGUAUUCAGAUUCAUGACAGAAGACGAGAUUUGUACUUCUAGCAACUGAAUGUUUCUACUUUGUUCUGAAAAAGAAAGUUAUUUCUGUGAACUUUUAUUAUUUGCAACUGUGAAUCAAGAAGAAAUUAACUGCAGCUAUCCUGUAUUUUUUCUCUCAGCUGGAAGAAUACAUGUACUAUUUACUGUUUGGGGAAUGACAAAAUAAUCCUUUUCUAUACAGUAAAUAAUUUCUAAUGUUUGUGGUA
This is a messenger RNA of Motacilla alba alba, 2448 nucleotides long. It is a transcript of the gene VGLL1, whose product is annotated as vestigial like family member 1. NCBI's taxonomy places the organism in Eukaryota, Metazoa, Chordata, Aves, Passeriformes, Motacillidae. Bases 1517 to 2245 code for a protein of 242 amino acids. The record is from RefSeq and is a predicted model, not a curated record. Gene Ontology annotation, biological process: regulation of transcription by RNA polymerase II. Gene Ontology annotation, cellular component: nucleus. The transcript has 6 exons.